This is a messenger RNA of Funneliformis mosseae, 833 nucleotides long. Lineage: Eukaryota; Fungi; Glomeromycota; Glomeromycetes; Glomerales; Glomeraceae. The record is from the annotation of a GenBank genome assembly.
UUCUUAUUGCGGUACUUAUUGCCUUUAAUGGUGCAACACCGACAUAUUAUCUGAAGGAUUCAAUUAUAAUACUUCAAAAACGACAAGGUGAGCCCCCUGGAGCACCACCACCAAAAGAACCUGAACCGCCAAAAGAACCAGAGCCACCAAAAGAACCUGAACCACCGAAAGAGCCUGAGUCACCAAAAGAACCAGAACCGCCAAAAGAACCUGAACCACCAAAAGAACCUGAACCGCCAAAAGAACCUGAACCGCCAAAAGAGCCUGAACCGCCAAAAGAACCUGAACCACCAAAAGAGCCUGAACCACCAAAAGAACCUGAACCACAAAAAGAACCUGAACCACCAAAAGAACCAGAACCGCCAAAAGAACCAGAACCACCAAAAGAACCUGAACCACCAAAAGAGCCUGAACCGCCAAAAGAACCUGAACCACCAAAAGAGCCUGAACCACCAAAAGAACCUGAGCCACCAAAAGAACCUGAACCACCAAAAGAACCAGAACCGCCAAAAGAACCAGAACCGCCAAAAGAACCUGAACCACCAAAAAAGUCUGAACCGCCGAAAGAACCUGAACCGCCGAAAGUACCUGAACCGCCGAAAAAACCCGAACCACCAAAAGAACCUAUACCGCCGAAAAAACCCGAACCACCAAAAGAACCUAAACUACCGAAAGAACCUAAACCACCGAAAGAGCCUGAGCCACCAAAAUUGCCUGAACCACCAAUAAAGCCUGAACCUCCAGAGAUCAAUCCGAAAAUCGAGAAAACUUCCCGUCAAGUGCAACGAGAAGUUUACACGAACUUAACAGCCACAGCUUAUGAGUUACAAUGA